AUGAAUCCGCAGGACCGAAAGGAGCGGCUCACAGUUCCAAAGCCGAAAGACGUCAUAUUCGAAAAGGACUCCAGCCAGCCAGCCAUCAACUUUGAUGCCUAUGAACAUAUCCCGGUGAAGGUGACCGGAGACAAGGCGCCCCAGCCAAUCACGACUUUCAGCGGCGCAGAUCUGGAGAAGAGCGUGGCUGCGAACGUGGUGCGCUGCCGCUACAAGAAGCCGACGCCUGUGCAGAAGUACGCGAUCCCCAUCGGCCUGGCUGGGCGAGACCUGAUGGCCUGCGCGCAGACCGGCUCCGGCAAGACAGCUGCCUUCUGCUUCCCCAUCAUCUCCCUCAUUCUCAACUCAGAAGAUUUCGCGGCGACCAAGUCAGGAUACAGCAGGAGGGUGUACCCCAAGGCGCUCAUCAUGGGCCCCACGCGCGAGCUGACCAACCAGAUCUAUGAGGAGUCCCGCAAGUUCACCUACCAGACGGGCCUGCGCCCAGUCGUUGUCUAUGGCGGUGCCCCCGUUCUCGACCAGAUCCGCCAGCUGGAGCGCGGCGUAGACAUCCUGGUUGCAACACCGGGGCGGCUGUCAAGCUUCAUAGAGCGGGGCCGCGUCUCGCUAUCGCGCACCAAGUACCUGGUGCUGGACGAGGCAGACCGCAUGCUGGACAUGGGAUUCGAGCCGCAGAUACGCUCCAUCGUGGAUGCCACGGACAUGCCCAAGCCAGGAUCGCGGCAGACGCUGAUGUUCAGCGCAACCUUCCCCAAGGAGAUCCAGGAGCUGGCGGCCGACUUCAUGUCCAACUACCUGUUCCUGGCCGUAGGCCGCGUGGGCUCCUCCACCAACCUCAUCAUCCAGCACUUUGAGGAGGUCGAGCCCGGCGACAAGCAGAAGCUGCUCGUUAGCCUUGUCCGCGCUGUGCCGGGUUUGACGCUGGUGUUCGUAGAGACAAAGGUGUGGGCUGACAGGCUGGAGCACUUCCUCGUCCAGAACAAGUUUCCCGCCACCACCAUCCACGGCGACCUUUCCCAGGAGGAGCGCGAAUAUUCGCUGGAGCAGUUCCGCUGCGGAGCCAAGCCGAUCCUGGUGGCGACCGAUGUGGCCUCGCGCGGCCUGGACAUUCCCCACGUGACGCAUGUCAUCAAUUAUGAUCUGCCGCGCGACAUCGAGUCGUACGUCCACCGCAUCGGCCGCACGGGCCGCGCCGGCAAGAAGGGCAUUACGACCGCCUUCUUCAGCCCCGGCAAGGACAGCAACCUCGCCCAGGCCCUCGUCGACCUGCUCAAGGAGACCAAUCAGGAGGUGCCAGAGUUCCUGGUGGAGGAGGCCAAGGCGGCCGGCCCGUACUCGACGCCACCGGCCCGCCGCGGCUUUGGGGGCCGCGACGUCCGCGAGGGCCACAGCCGCGGCGGCGGCGAAUUUGUGAUAUCAGGAGACUAUGGGCGUGGCGGCGACACUGGCUAUGGCGGCGGCGACGCAUAUGAUUGA
Messenger RNA from Coccomyxa subellipsoidea C-169, 1476 nucleotides. RefSeq names its product DEAD-domain-containing protein. NCBI's taxonomy places the organism in Eukaryota, Viridiplantae, Chlorophyta, Trebouxiophyceae, Coccomyxaceae. Gene Ontology annotation, cellular component: nucleus. The transcript has 12 exons. The record is from RefSeq and is a predicted model, not a curated record. Bases 1 to 1476 code for a protein of 491 amino acids. Gene Ontology annotation, molecular function: RNA binding; ATP binding; RNA helicase activity.